Arctia plantaginis is the source of this 1896-nucleotide messenger RNA. Lineage: Eukaryota; Metazoa; Arthropoda; Insecta; Lepidoptera; Erebidae. The record is from the annotation of a GenBank genome assembly.
AUGGGAAACGAAACUAAGAAAGAGAAAGGAAAACUGAAGGAGAAAGAGAGGCCACAAGCCGCAGAAAAACCUAUGACAUUAAAAGCAAGAAACAAAUCAAACAGAUUAACAUUCCAGACACUAUACCCACAGUUUAUGUCAACCUGGUCUAGUCUUAAGUUAAAUGAGAAACAAAGACAGUCUACCCAAGUCACAGUGAAGAAAGAAGAACAUAGACACUAUUUAAGCACAAGGAAAGUUUCGAGGCUCAAUAAACCAACGACCAUCCAGAUAAAUUUAAUGCACAACGCCUUCAUAGAAGUGGAAACGAUGAGACCCUACGUACCGAUAAGAAACAGGACGUCUAAAAGAAUAUCCCAUAGUCGUUUAAACGAAUUAAGACAUAAAAUAACAAGAUCUAGGCUAUCUACAAUGAAGCAGUUCGUUCCAAACAAGCAAAUUAGAACUUUAUUAGCGCCUGUAUCAACAGCACAUAAGUUGGUAUCACACCUGAACAUAAAACAAUCGCCAUCUCCUGACUUGCUUAAAGACCAGAUUAAACGUAAGAGGAUCUUAACAGUGCUUCCCACCAGUUAUCCGUUACAGAAACUGAAUUCAGUUCAACCCAAAAGAUCUCAAAGAAGAAACAAUAAUAGUACUCUUUUAACCAAUGGGAAGCAAGUAUUAACUAGACUUGAACAGUUAGAAAGUGAUUUAAAAAAAAUUAAAAGAGUAGUGAAGAACGACACUGAAGUAAUUAAUCAUUUUAAAAGCGAAGUUCUAGAAAAAGAGAAGAAACUACCUGAUUCAAUUAUUAGGAAGAAAAACUCUUCUUCAACAGUGAUACCAUCAGUUGAAAACGCUCAGAGUGAAAAGAAAGGCAUAAAAAGCGUUGAUAAUAUAAAAGCUAGAAUUAAUCCUGAUGAUGAUCUAAGUGAAGUUAGAAGAAAUAAAAAUAAAGAUGCUAAAGUCAAUAAAAAUAUGGAUAAAAUAACGAAAAAUGAUAAAAUUGAAAAGAAGCAAGAUUUAAAUAAAGGUGGACCAAAUCAAGCUGUAAAUUAUAGACGAAAAUACAAGGAUUUCGGUAAUAUUAACAACAAAGAUGAGGAAAAAGAUUACAAUUUUUCUGUAGAUGAAUUCAGCUGGAUUCAUAAUAAGAAAUCUAAUAUUAUGAUGAAUAAACGCUUAAUAGAAGACAAGAAAGGCUUUGGUAAUAUCAAGAGAAAAGAUAUCAGAAAUAUUGAUCACAUCACCAAAGACCCUUUAGCUUACGAUAGUUUAGAUGUGCGAUUAGAGCAUGACAGUAAUAUUCAAGAAUUCAUUAAAUUGAAAAACGAAAAUGCGAUACCAACUUAUAAACCUUAUGUAAAGGAAAAAUCUAAUAUAGAGUCUAGAAGGGCUAACAAAGAAGCAGAAACUAAUUUUCCUUUGUAUGAUGAUACCAGCAGACGCGAUAGUCUUCUGUUUGCGCCACCACCAGGAUUUAAGGAAACUAAUUUAGAGUCAACUAAAAAUAACAACAAUGAUCAAGAAGCAUAUGAUGACGUUUUGAAAAAGAUUAUAAACGCACCUUCUGUUGAUGUUACACCGAAAAAAGAUAGAAAUACUUUUGAGAUAGAUGACACAGAAGCUUUAGGUAGAAAAAUGUUGGAGCGUUUAGACUUACCUGGACUAAAGAUAGGUAUUGAAGACACAAUUCCAAACAAUGACUUCUACAAAUUUGAUCACGUUAAAUAUGUCGAUAGUGUUAUGGGAAGAACGGUACUUCCUUUGUAUGAGAGACGCAAUAUUGUAAAGAAAUCGUUAGACAAGCGAUUAAAUGAAUUGUAUAAAAAGCAUAAUUUAAAGCCGAAAUCAUUUACUAAAGACGAUUUGGACGAUGUACUAAAAUCUAUGGGAGCCACUAUACAUAAGUAA